This is a messenger RNA of Silurus meridionalis, 993 nucleotides long. Its product is annotated as trace amine-associated receptor 6-like. Bases 1 to 993 code for a protein of 330 amino acids. NCBI's taxonomy places the organism in Eukaryota, Metazoa, Chordata, Actinopteri, Siluriformes, Siluridae. Gene Ontology annotation, cellular component: membrane. Gene Ontology annotation, biological process: G protein-coupled receptor signaling pathway. Gene Ontology annotation, molecular function: trace-amine receptor activity. The transcript has a single exon. The record is from RefSeq and is a predicted model, not a curated record.
AUGAAUGUGACGGAGUUGAAUCUCUCGGAUCGCUGUGAGCAUUUCUCCUGUCCAGAGAGAUCUGUAUCUCCUGCAGUUUAUAUCUUACUGUACGUGUGUUCAGCUGCUGUGGUUCUUCUAACAGUGUGUGGAAAUCUGCUCGUCAUCAUCUCUGUUCUUCACUUCAAGCAGCUUCACACUCCGACGAACAUGCUGGUGCUUUCACUGGCCGUGUCGGAUUUCCUCGUUGGUGCUUUAAUAAUGCCAUUUAUGUUAAUCUGGAUGGUCGAGUCAUGUUGGAUUUUUGGGAGAGUUUUCUGCACCUUUUUUGUGUUUGUUGGCUGUGUCCUUAUAAGCCUGUCCAUCUAUAUUGUUGCUCUGAUCUCUGUGGAUCGCUGUUUGGCACUCUCAAACCCGUUUUUCUACACAAACACAAUCACUAGGAGGACCAUGAGCAUCGUGGUUUAUUUUAACUGGUGUGUUUGUCUGAUGUAUAUCAUCACAUUCUUUUACUUCAAUGGAAACUUUAUGGACUUAGUAAUGUGUCCUGGAGAGUGUAUUUACUUUGUAAAUGAGAUUUGGACUGUAAUAGAUAUUAUAUUUUCAUUUAUAUUUCCAGUUUCUGUUAUAAUCAUAUUGUACAGUCGGGUUUUUCUGAUCGCUAAGAAACACGCCACUGCUAUCAGAGAGCUUAAUAAUCACACACGACCUCAAACACAGAAAAUCACCUCCCACUCCAUGAAAUCUGAGAGAAAAGCAGCCAAAGUCCUCGGUAUUUUAGUAGCGGUGUUUCUUGUGUGUUUAUUUCCGUAUUUUAUUUGCAGUUUAUUAGCUGAUGUUGUUGGAAUACCGGCAGAAACUAUUCAUAAAAUGUUAAUAAUGCUUUUUCUCAAUUCCACCAUUAAUCCAUUUAUUUAUGCUCUGUUUUAUCCGUGGUUUAGGAGGUGCAUUAAAUUAAUUAUAACUCUGCAGAUAUUCCAAACAGACUCUUCAUUAAUCAAUGUGCUUUCCUGA